Messenger RNA from Haemonchus placei, 1038 nucleotides. NCBI's taxonomy places the organism in Eukaryota, Metazoa, Nematoda, Chromadorea, Rhabditida, Trichostrongylidae. The record is from the annotation of a GenBank genome assembly.
AUGUUAGCUGAAAAGCACCAACUUUUCCAAAGUAAUGUCUAUACUGUAGAAACCUCAUACGACGAUUUUGUGGCGAAUCAUAUUACACCCACUGGAAUCAUACUUACCAUACUACAUAGAGAAGGCAUUGAACAAACGGAAGGCUUUGCUUGGAGAAUCACACAUCGUAUAUCAGUGGACGCUUGCAAACUCACUCACAAAUUCGCGCACAGGACUCACCGAGGUCUAGCAGUACAAGUGCUUUCAGAAUCAUCGCUUCAGAUUUCGGUUUAUCACCAAGCGUGGUCUUGUUACAAGCUUUGUAAGCGAAAUACAAUGCCGUUUUAAGCUUUCCUUGACACCGCGCGCAGUGUCCGAAAGCUAUCCAAGCUUCAACAGUGUUUUCGUCCGAAUUCAUCAACUGAGUCGCCAACGAUUCUAACUCCUUUACCAUAGGCGGUGUAUUCUGUGCAAAUAGAAGAGCUAACGUAUCCAUGGCAUAGUGCUGCUCGCUGUCUAGGGAAUGAGCCUUGGCUAAUUCAGAGCGAGCUUCGUGACGCAUUCCUAAGCUAUUGUAUACUAGACCCAUUUCGGUUAGAAUUUUCGGAUUAUUGGUUCCUAGAAGCGACAUGAUCUUCAGAGCUUGUUCUGUUUGUCCAGCUCCGAGAAGCUUCUGUGCCUCAAGCCAAGUCGUAAGGUUGGCAGCACCUGAACCUUCUAGACCUUCGCCAAUUGCAUCGAUAUCCAUGUUCGCUGCAAUAGGAGCGCCAGCUCUGAGAACAGUAGCCAAACAACCAAAAGCACUAUUGCAAUUUGCGAAGACGUCCUGAAGAUACAAUAUUGACAUGUUGGCACCCUUGUGAUCUUUACCAGCAAGAAGUUUUGCCAUCGCAUAACGCACUUUCGGAAUAUAUUGGUGGCCUGGUAUUUUGGCCAAGACAGCUGAAAUUUCAGUCAGCAUUACUAUUAUUGUAUGAAAUAAAAUGCAGUGACAAUCGGCAGUCUCACGCACUGAUUUAUUGCAUUCUGUCAUUACUAUGUCGAAAGUUAAAACAUUGA